AAUUCUAGAAUUAAUGUCAAUUAUUUAUCUCUAUUGAGGCCUUAGGGUGCAUCCGUUUACUAUGUAAGAAACAGCCAAGAAAUCAUUUUCUCAUUUCUGCGGCUAAGGAUCACUCACUUGGCCAUGACCUGAAAAAGCUUCUCUCUUUUUCCCUUUCCCUAAAUCUUUCAAUUUGUUCAAUCAUCCACCACGAUAAUGUCAAUGGCCUUAUUCUCAUCUCCACCACUUCACUUCCCUGCUCUUUCCUCUUCUAAACAUCACACAACUCACAAACUUUAUCCUUCUCUCACUUUCAACAAACCCCAUCUCUCUUUCUUGGUUUCUCCGAAAGCCAUUGAUAAUGGUUCUGGUGGUACUACUAGUGGUGGUGUAGCUGUUGAGAAGGAGGACAAAGCUGAGGCUGGUGGUGUGAAAGUUGAGGAGUCAAAUGAGGCCUCUUUGGGAUCCAAUGGGUCAUCGCCGCCGGUGGUGGUGGCUUCCGCCGGAGCUCCGAUGACGGAGGGCGUGAAGAUGUUUCAAGAUUCGAGAUGGGUUGGAGGGACUUGGGAUUUGAAGCAGUUUCAGAAAGAUGGAGUCACCCAUUGGGAUUCUGUUAUUGAUGCUGAGGUUAGGAGAAGGAAAUGGUUGGAAGACAACCCAGAGUCAUCAAGUAAUGAAGAACCUGUGCUUUUUGACACCUCCAUUAUUCCUUGGUGGGCAUGGAUGAAGAGAUUUCAUCUCCCUGAGGCUGAACUUCUCAAUGGUCGUGCUGCCAUGGUUGGUUUCUUUAUGGCCUAUUUCGUGGAUAGCUUGACUGGUGUAGGCCUUGUUGAUCAAAUGGGCAACUUCUUUUGCAAAACACUAUUGUUUGUAGCUGUGGCUGGUGUACUUCUGAUCCGCAAGAAUGAGGAUAUAGAAACACUCAAGAAGUUGGUGGAAGAGUCUACUUUUUAUGACAAGCAGUGGCAAGCGUCUUGGCAAGAUGAGAACUCAAGCAGUUCAAAGGACUCUUGAACACAUUUCUCACUUAAGCUUUGAUUUUCAUAUAUUUUGAAGAUUGCGAUUAGGUGAUGACACAAUGCUAGUCAAAAGAGAGCGUAAAAUCUGUAUUUGUCAUUUUGUUUUGUUCUUAAUGUAUCUUUUUUCCUGUCUUAUUAUGUUUUUUGACCACUGAUUCUUUUUCUUCUCUCUGUAGUAAACAAAGUCUUAGCUGAUCUAUGAUAUUAUUUUGUCAGUUUGCAUCA
This is a messenger RNA of Capsicum annuum, 1223 nucleotides long. Its product is annotated as light-harvesting complex-like protein 3 isotype 2, chloroplastic. The coding region runs from base 196 to 993 and encodes 265 amino acids. The transcript is spliced from 3 exons. NCBI's taxonomy places the organism in Eukaryota, Viridiplantae, Streptophyta, Magnoliopsida, Solanales, Solanaceae. The record is from RefSeq and is a predicted model, not a curated record.